Striga hermonthica is the source of this 690-nucleotide messenger RNA. NCBI's taxonomy places the organism in Eukaryota, Viridiplantae, Streptophyta, Magnoliopsida, Lamiales, Orobanchaceae. The record is from the annotation of a GenBank genome assembly.
AUGGAUGUGGCGGCCGAGACAUCGUACAAGCCACCGGCGGGUUUCGUGGAGGAUAAAAGGGACCCACUCGUCGACCUCGAAUUGACAGACUCGACUGAGCUAUGGCUUAUUCAGUGGCCAAUCAAUCAACCUCCUGAUUUCGAUGGGCAAACGGUGUCGUUGAAGCUUGGCGGGGAUGGGCACAUGGGCACCUUGGAGGGAUCUUCUGGAAAAUCAUAUGAAAUGGUUGGUUGUAAGACCAAUGGUCCAGAGGCUAAUGUCUUCUUAACUUCAACAGCGGAGGCCAAAAUCGCUGGGAAAAUCUCUAGGCGCAUUUCCCUUAUCCAUUAUCCGGAGCCUGGCGAAUUAUUAAAGCGUAAUAGCCUUAGUAUGGGCCUUUCCCAGCGGUCUUCUGGGGCCACCUCGACCUUGUCCGGCUGGCGACUCCCGACUCCCUCUCACACCUUUAAGCCCACAAAAUCUAAAAUCAGCGGCUAUUCUACUCCGAGCAGCAGAAGCAAGAGUUCGGGCUCUGGAUUAGGAGAAUCUUCAAAGCCUGCAAAGAGAAAACGGGCUGAUGAGCAGAGCAAGCCCUCCAGCAACUCGGCCCAAGAUUCGGGGAAAGGAAAUAGUGGAGUUAUUUCUACUGGCUCUGUGGAGCAGCAUUCUCAGGAAAGGAAGUCCAAGAAGAAGAAGAAAAACGAAGAUUGA